UCGAACGAAGGUGGUCGUCGAACGAGGUGGUUCGCGUUAGAGGGUCUCAACAAGGAAGGGAAAAAGGAGCUUUUUUUUUGUUCGUUGAAAGCUUGAAGUGAUUGUGUGUGUGCGCCAAGAACACGUUUGGUUUGGUGGGGACGCUUGAUAUUCGGUUCGGUUAGAGAGUAGUGACAUUGGUCCCCGUGAAGAGUGGAAGGACAAGUUCGUGACGGAAAAACUUGACCCGAGCCGACGACGUUGGAAAAGGGAGAGAAAGAGAGGGUAGGGAAACUGGUCCAGCAGCAGUUUGUGCGCGUCGUUAUUAAUUGUGUCUAGGCAUUUCGAAGCGAAGAAUUUCAACUCCAGACAUGAAACUUUUUCACAUCGCCCUCGUGGCGACAGCAUUCGCCAUAGCCGCUGCCUUCCCAACCCCCCAAGAUGCGGUUGUACCAGCAGCCGGCAAGCCGGUUGAAGCCGCUGAAAAGUCCACAGAAGAAGCUGUCCUAAAACCCGCUGAAGUUAAGAUCGCCGAAGUCAAGGCCGCCGAACCUGUGGUAACCGAAGCAGAAACCAAAGAAAAGGUCGAGGAGGUUAAAAUGGUGGAGAAGAUUGAGGUUAAGGUUGAGGUCAAGGCCGUCCCGGAGGGAAUGAAGAUCCCAGCCGUGGUGCACGUCACCGAGGUUCAGGAACCGAUCGCAAAGACGACUGAGGUUAAAGCUGAGGAACCUGCUCCGAAAGCAGCGACGACGGAAGAGAAGACUGAAGUAAAGGCGGAGAAGAUUGAUGAAGUUAAGCCUGAAGCGGGAGUCAAGUCUAAAGCUGUCGAGGAUCAGGUCGUUGAAGCUACUGCGGAAACAAAGCCCGCUGUUGAAGAAGCGCCGAAAGCUAAGAUCGCCGAGGUUGAGCCAGAGAAGGUUGAGACUAAGGCUGAGGAGAAGGUAGAGGAGGUUAAGGCUGUGGAAGCAAAGGCUGAAACUAAGGCGGUUGAAGAAGUCAAGCCGGUAGCGGAGACCAAGAUUGAAAUAGUGGCUGUCGCGGAACCUGCCAAGGCUCUGCCAGAAGUCGUUGCUGAAGAAAAGAAGGAAGCUGUUGAGGAGAAAAAAGAAGUGGCUGUUGAAGAAGUUAAACCAGUUGUCCAGCUGAAGAGUGACGUUCCCUCUCCCGUGGCCGUGCCGAUCGUUGAGGAUCUGAAGGCAAUCAAAAAUGUAGAAUCUGAGCCAGUCUACCGUUCCAUCCCGGUUGCCGUUGUCCAGGACGGUGAAGAGGAAAAGAAGGUCGAGAAGCCAGCGGUCAAAGCUGUUGAGAAGGUCGAGACGGUCGAGAAGGUUGAGGAACCGACACCAGUUGCAGCCAAGACCGUUGAAGAGCCCAAAGCUGUAGAGGAGAAGAAGGAAGUCAAGCAGGAAGAUGCUCCCGUUGAGAAGAAGGAAACUCCAGUCGUGAAGGCGAUCGAAUCCGAAGUUGCCAAGUCGGCUGUUGAUCCAGUUCAGGCUACAACCUCAGAAACCGUUCAAGUUACUCCAAUGGAAGCCGCCGUUGAGAAGCGUGAAUCCGUUGAAGCCGAAAAGCCGACAGAACCAAAAGUCUUCGUCGUCGAGGCCAAGAGCGUGCCCGAGAGCAAGAGCGAGUCCAAACCGGAUGUAGUGGCCGAACCGGCAGCCAAAGUCGAGGAAGGGAGUUCAACCAAAAGCCAGCUCGCCGAGAAAGAAGCUGCGGAUAAGGGUGACGGUGACAGUUCAGCAGCUAAGUCGUCCGAAGAGCUAAAGCAGGCUGCCCCAAAAGUGGCGGAAAAGUCGGACGAUUCGACGACCGCCGAAACCGCACCUGCUCCGGUCAAGGUCGAGGGCAAAAAGGGAAAGAAGAAGUUGCCAGGUUCGAACUAAAAACACACACACAACAUACAAUCAAACUUCCGAGGAUACCGAAAGCGUCUGCAACAGGAACAGCAAAAGUCGUAACCGCUGGAUGUAAGCUCGGCCAUUCAAGAGACAAUCCUGUUGACAGGAUGUGCUUCACACAAACACUUGUAGGCUUAAGUUAGACUAAGCAAACUUGAAGAUUACUGCGCUUUGGAAAUUUUAUCAACUGGAAAGUUGGAUACUUUCUUUGAUAUGAUAAAUAAAAAUAUUUUUUUUAGUUAUAUUUAAGAAAAAUCAACAAAACAUGCAAUUCAACGAAAAGUCCAGUGUGUUUUAUGACGCUUGAAGUAGAUUUAGUUGUAAGGAACAAAUAAAGUAUUUAAAACACA
Culex quinquefasciatus (southern house mosquito) is the source of this 2230-nucleotide messenger RNA. RefSeq names its product probable serine/threonine-protein kinase kinX. Lineage: Eukaryota; Metazoa; Arthropoda; Insecta; Diptera; Culicidae. The record is from RefSeq and is a predicted model, not a curated record. The coding region runs from base 351 to 1865 and encodes 504 amino acids. The transcript has 4 exons.